This is a messenger RNA of Pseudomassariella vexata, 905 nucleotides long. RefSeq lists its product as uncharacterized. Lineage: Eukaryota; Fungi; Ascomycota; Sordariomycetes; Amphisphaeriales; Pseudomassariaceae. The record is from RefSeq and is a predicted model, not a curated record. The transcript has a single exon. The coding region runs from base 294 to 863 and encodes 189 amino acids.
CUCGUAAUGAAUUCUAAAAGUUACCAAAAAACUGCUCAGCCACGGCUGGGGAGCAUAUCGUCUGUCGCGUUUUUAUUUAUUAGCGGCCGCUGCCUCCCAAGUGCUGCCGGUUCUGAUGUUGCUGGAGUACUGUUUAUCUUGAUUCCAGCCAACACGUUAAUCCUCAACCUCUCGUCGGAAAGAAGACGCGUCUUUCCAACACUUUCCCACCAAACAUCAAACCUCUUAUCAAUCAAUCGGAAAAAUCGAUUCAAUCGCAUUUGCAUAACACGUUGAGCUCGUACUUGCCCAAGAUGCAGACCUUUGAGGGAAUCUGGAACAAGCGCCAAUUAGUGCCCUGCUGGGUGAUUCAAGUCCUUUGCGCAGGCAUCUACGGCAUCGUCGCAUGCCUUCUGCUCGUCACAGCCGGCUACAUCUCCCGCAACAAAGACCAGAUCGACUCCAACUACAGCUACCUAGGCUACAGCGCUGACGAUCUCACCAAGUACGCGGCCGCGACUGGCGCCGUGCUCCUCGUCUUCUGCAUCUUCACCGUCGUCAUCGACAUCGUCGAGUGCAUCUUUUACUCCAAGCGCAAGCUGAACCCGGUCUUCUUGCUCGUCACCUCCAGCAUCAAGACCCUCUUCUGGGGCAUUCUCUUGAUUCUCAACUUCAUCGCUGCCGGCCGCGGAGACGGUAGCUGGCUCGGCAUUCUUUUUGGCAUCCUCCUCGUCUCGACCAGUCUUACUCAGCUUUUCAUCUCGGCCAAGUUCACCCACAGAAAACGCAAGGGAACCUUCGUGGCUGGUGGCUACAAGGUACCCGGCUUUGGUGGUGUCGAGGCGGGCGCUGGUGGUGGCCCGGACAAGGUUACUAAGGAGUAAUAUGUUCGUCACGAGUGGAGACGUGGUAAUAUAUGGUUGGGU